UUGAUUUCUGAACUUAAAUUUCCGUGACAUUUGAUCAUUUCACGCCAUCUCCCAUUCAAUUCCCAAAACAUGGAUAGCCAAAAAUCAAUUCUCGUAACCCUAUUCAUCAUCAUUGUAGCAGUAAAUUCAAACAAUAUUGUACAUGUCAAUGCCGCAGGUUCAACUUCGGCAAAUCCUAAUAGUUUAUCAUCAUGUAUGGAUCUUUUGAUGAAUAAUAUGGUUUCUUGUAUUACAUUUAUAAGCCAAGGUAGUACCGAUUUAAAACCCGACCCGAGUUGUUGUUCGGGUUUGAAAGUUGUAUUAGACACCAAUGAUGAAUGUUUGUGUGAAGCAUUGAAUAGUGGUGGAAGUUUGGGAAUUCAAAUUGAUCCUGGACGUGCUGCAUCUCUUCCUUCUGCUUGUAAUGUCAAAGCUCCUCCCGUUAGCAAAUGUAACGGACCACCAAGUUCCUCUCCAUCACCACCUAGUUCUUCUUCAUCUCCAUCACCACCUAGUUCUUCUUCAUCUCCACCACCACCUAGUUCCUCUUCACCACCACCUAUUGAGCAACAUGACCCUAACAAGCACAACGUGACUACACCAACGGCACAACCUAAACCACCACCACCACCCCCCACACCAAAAACGGCGCCAUCACCUUCGCCUCCCAUCAACUCACCGAAAACGGGGCCAUCGUCUUCGCCAUCCGCCUCAUCAACAUUAGGACCAUCAUCUCCACCACCCACCACACCAACAACAGGGGCACCACCACCUUCACCACCCGCCUCGUCGACAACGGGGCCGUCUCCAUCAUCUUCAUCACUAGCACCCUCAAAAAUACCACCAAUGGGGUCAUCCUCGCCUUUACCACAAACACCUAUUGCGACAACAUUGGUGCCAUUGCCUUCGCCAGCAAGCGACGAAACACCAAGUACAAGCCCGGCACAUUCAUCUUCAUCAUCAUCGGUGUCCAUUAUCAUCCCUUAUGUUAUGAUUGCUUCAUGCAAUAUAUUUCUCCAUUUCUUUGCAUAGGAAUGUAAUAAGCAUGUACCAAGUGCAAGAUUAUAUCUCAAUUUAGGCUUUCGUGUUUUGUGGCUUUAUCACUCAAGUGAGUGUUGGGGAAUGGGAAUUACCUUAUUAUUGUAUAGUAUGAUAAAAUAUAAUAAAAGUUAUGUUUAUUUAUUG
Chenopodium quinoa (quinoa) is the source of this 1164-nucleotide messenger RNA. Its product is annotated as extensin-like. The record is from RefSeq and is a predicted model, not a curated record. The coding region runs from base 70 to 1011 and encodes 313 amino acids. NCBI's taxonomy places the organism in Eukaryota, Viridiplantae, Streptophyta, Magnoliopsida, Caryophyllales, Amaranthaceae. The transcript is spliced from 2 exons.